Molecule: messenger RNA, 552 nt
Organism: Leptosia nina
Lineage: Eukaryota; Metazoa; Arthropoda; Insecta; Lepidoptera; Pieridae
Source: the annotation of a GenBank genome assembly
AUGGCGGCAUACCAGUUCACAUGUUUACUCCUCGUGGUCAUAUACGCUUUCCAGUCAUGUGAAUGUCUGGACUCCAUAGAAGAUACUCCGCCGAGCCUGAUGAAAGAAGUUGAGGACAAUAGUCGCUACAAAACACUGGAAGCUAAUGCUACACUUCUCAAGCUGCUUGUAGACAACAAGGAUGGCGUAAGCAAAUCUGAGGUUUUUGACAUGCUCCACUCUCGCGAUGAAAUACGCGACCACAUAGAUCUUCCAACAUUCCCCGAGGACGCCGUGGAGGGGCGAGUUGAUGUCCCAGUAAUUCCAGACGCGCAGGCCGAGUUCUUACAAGAAGAAGAUACAGUUAGUAAAGACUCGCAGCAGAUGCGGUACUCGGGAAGGGAGCCCGUGGGCGCCGCCGCCGGCAUCAUGGUUCUGGUGACUUGCAGCAUCGUCUGCAUUGCGUAUACUGGUCUGAUUGUAUGGAGACGGAUAUUUAUGAAAAGACAUGGACUAAAACACGAGCUCUUAAGAAAUGAGGAAGUGAUUGCUGAAACUAGAAUAGAGUUGUGA